Blumeria graminis f. sp. triticale is the source of this 444-nucleotide messenger RNA. The record is from the annotation of a GenBank genome assembly. Lineage: Eukaryota; Fungi; Ascomycota; Leotiomycetes; Helotiales; Erysiphaceae.
AUGAAGUUUUUCUCCAUCGCUGCCGUGGCGUUCCUUCUGGAUAUUUCAGUCUCAUUUGAAUUGAUUGAUGAUGAUAAUGCAUCUAGAAAUAAUCCCCAAAUUCCUGUUCUUAACUCGAAAUUCGGGAUGAAGUGUCAUACAAAUAACUUAUACAAUGCAGAGACUAUCAAACAGAAUGUUGAUGAAGCGCAUAAUAAUGUCCGAUUUAUUACUCAACUGGAACAGGGCAGCUUUACCCGUUUUCCUGGAGUAGUUCUCUACAGUUACUUCAUAGGAAAAAGUUACGUUGCAGAACAAGUUUAUUACGCCUCCAAUUACAUCAUUAUCGACUCCUCCGGUGUGUUUGUGGCCGGGAUGAUAUCAAUCCCAGACAAUGACAGAACGGCUUACAAAGUAUGUAAGUUUACGGAGGGAACUGAAUACGCCACUUAUAGACAACUAUGA